GUAAAGUUCACUUUAACCGUUGUAAGGAACGCGGUUGUUUUUGAGUGCCGCAGAGUCAACACUGGGCAAGCCGUAAUGGCGGCUCCGGCGUCGAACACGUUUUCUCUGUUUUUCGGAAUAGCGUGCUUCCGCAUGGGAACGUACUCGUAGCAGAACUUAAAGUUCUGCCACCUCUUCCAGGAAGACGCCGAAUUUCGACACAAGAUGAAGUUCGCCUUCAAAUUCUCCAACCUGAUCGGUACGGUGUACCGCAAGGGCAACCUCCUGUUCACACCCGACGGCAACACCGUCGUCACGCCGGUCGGGAACCGCCUGUCGUUUUUCGACCUCCGAAACAACAAAUCGGAGACCCUGCCUAUCGAGAGCCGGUACAACUUCACGGCCGUCGACAUCGCACCAUCGGGCUAUCUGUUUAUUGCCAUCAACGAAACGGGCGAAGCCCUGCUGUGCAGUCUGGUCAGUCGCACUGUCCUCCACCGGCACCAUUUCCGGAAACCGGUAGCCUGCGUCAAGUUCAGCCCUAAUGGGAAAUACUUUGCUGUCAGCAAGGACAAUGCAGUGUUUGUGUACAGAACGCCGGGGCACACAAGACGGGAAUACGUGCCGUUCGCGCUCGAGCGCGUCAUCACGACCGCCUAUGACGAGACGAUGUGCAUUGAGUGGUCUUCCGACUCCCGUCUGCUUGCCGUCGGAAGCAAGGACAUGUCCGUCAAGGUGUUUGCGCUCCACCGGAUGACAAACUUCGCAAUGGUGACUCUCGGCAGCCACAGCGACGUCAUCGUCAACUGCUUUUUCGAGAAGGACUCGGCCGACCUGUACACGCUGAGCCGUAACGGCCAGCUCUGCGUUUGGGAGGCAAAUUGUGAACUGGCAGAUUUUGUGUCUGCUCAAAACAAGAAGGCGUCGAAGGAGGAUAAACUGGGCGAUGAAGACGACUUGGCUGAAGGCGGCGUCACGGCUGAAAGUGACAUCACGGCUGAACAUAAUGUCUUGCCCGUGGAGAUCGACGACGAGCCGAAGCUCAACGAGAGCAAGGUCCUCUUCAGGAGAACGGCCAAGCACUUCAUGAAAGACGCACUCAAGAUGGACGGCGGCGCCGUCUCGCUGGUUGCCGCCUGCUACCAUCGCGGGAACCGCCUCUUGGCAACCGGCUUCUCGACCGGAGCCUUCCUACUGCACGAGAUGCCCGACUACAACCUGAUCCACUCGCUGUCCGUCUCGGAGCACGAGAUCGACGCCGCGGCCUUCAACUCGGCCGGCGACUGGCUUGCCCUGGCGAGCUCGCGCCGCGGCCAGCUCGUCGUGUGGGAGUGGCAGUCGGAGUCGUUCGCGCUCAAGCAGCAGGGCCACGCCAACAACAUGGCGUGUGUGGCGUACUCGCCGGAUGGCGCAUACAUCGCGACUGGCGGAGACGAUGGCCGUGUGAAGCUGUGGAACGCGUCGGACGGCUUCUGCUUCGUCACGUUCUCGGAGCAUGCCGCCGGGAUCAGCGGCGUCGCGUUUGUGCAGAGCGGGCGGGCCGUGCUGUCAGCUUCACUGGACGGCACAGUGCGGGCGUUUGAUCUGCAGCGGUACCGGAAUUUCAAGACACUGGCGGCGCCGAGGGCGGUGCAGUUUGCAUCGCUGGCAGUGGAUCCGAGCGGCGAGGUGGUCUGUGCGGGCUCACAGGACACCUUCGAGGUGUUUGUGUGGUCCCUCCAGACUGGCAGGCUGCUGGACGUCCUCGCGGGACACCAGAGCUGCGUGUCCGGGCUCUCGUUCGGGCCCGGCGCAGAGUCGGUCCUGGUCAGUUCGUCGUGGGACAAGACGUGCCGGAUCUGGAACCUCUUUGCCGAGAAAGGCGGGGGACGUGAGGCCCUGCCUCUGGCCGCGGAUGGACUUGCGGUUCAGUUCCGCCCGGACGGGCAGGAGUUUGCAGUGGCCACCCUGGACGGGGCGAUCGUCUUCUUCGAGCCCCGAUCCUCGACGCAAGUGGGCAGCAUCGAAGGGAGGCAGGACCUGGCAAGCGGCCGCCGAGACACGGAUCUCAUCACGGCCAAACGGCUGACGCGGUCGCAAGCCUUCACCACGCUGUGCUACACGGCCGAUGGCGAGUGCAUCCUGGCCGCGGGGCGCUCCAAGUUCGUCUGCAUCUACCACGUGCGCGAGCAACUCCUGCUGAAAAAGUUCGAGAUCAGCUGCAACCACUCUCUGGACGGCAUCGACGACUUUGUCAGCCGCCGGAAGAUGACGGAAUUCGGCAACAUGGCACUCGUGGAAGAACGAGAGGCCGCUCAAGAAGCCGCGCUCUCGCUGCCGGGGGUCAAGAAGGGAGACCUCUCGAGCCGCGGCUUCAAACCCGAGGUUCGAGUUUCUGGUGUCUGCUUCUCGCCGACCGGAAGGUCGUGGGCCGCGGUCACGACGGAGGGCGUGCUCGUGUACUCCCUCGACCAAUCACUAGUGUUCGAUCCAUUCGAGCUAGAACAGAAUGUGACACCGGCAACGAUUCGUGCGGCUGCAAAAGAGAAGGACUACGCUCGUGCGAUCACGACGGCGUUUCGGCUCAACGAAGACGCACUCACGACGGAGGUCGUCGAGAGCGUGCCUCCGGAGAGCGUGGAGCUGGUCGCGAGGUCGCUCCCUCAGGUCUACGUCGAAAAAUUGCUGGCGUUCCUAGGCGGGAGGUUGGAGUCGACAACACACGUGCAGUUCUACGUCGAGUGGAUAGACAGCUUGCUGAGGCAGCACGGCGAGGCGUUAAAAGAGAGGUCGGGGAAAGCAAUGGCUACGCUGAGGACGCUGCUGAAGAAUGUGACGUUGCGGCACGCAGAGUUGGCGAAGGUGUGCGACCACAACAAGUAUCUGCUGAGGUACGUUGAGACGUUGAGGGAGCUGAAGGAGAGGAAGGGUGAAAAGGGCGAAGCAGACGAUGCGGACAAAGAAGCGGACGAUGCGAUGUCGUCUGAUGUGGACAGUGAGGACAUGUUGGUGUCGUAGUCUGCAAAUAUCAUUUUUGUUUCUUUAAAUAAAUAAAAAGAAUGACUAAAAUGGA
This is a messenger RNA of Ixodes scapularis (black-legged tick), 3031 nucleotides long. RefSeq names its product periodic tryptophan protein 2 homolog. NCBI's taxonomy places the organism in Eukaryota, Metazoa, Arthropoda, Arachnida, Ixodida, Ixodidae. Bases 205 to 2976 code for a protein of 923 amino acids. Gene Ontology annotation, molecular function: protein binding. The record is from RefSeq and is a predicted model, not a curated record. Gene Ontology annotation, biological process: ribosomal small subunit assembly; maturation of SSU-rRNA from tricistronic rRNA transcript (SSU-rRNA, 5.8S rRNA, LSU-rRNA). The transcript is spliced from 5 exons. Gene Ontology annotation, cellular component: Pwp2p-containing subcomplex of 90S preribosome; small-subunit processome.